Molecule: messenger RNA, 1610 nt
Organism: Anopheles gambiae (African malaria mosquito)
Lineage: Eukaryota; Metazoa; Arthropoda; Insecta; Diptera; Culicidae
Gene: Idh3a
Product: probable isocitrate dehydrogenase [NAD] subunit alpha, mitochondrial
Exons: 5
Coding region: 96-1349 (417 amino acids)
Biological process (GO): tricarboxylic acid cycle; isocitrate metabolic process
Cellular component (GO): mitochondrion
Molecular function (GO): magnesium ion binding; NAD binding; isocitrate dehydrogenase (NAD+) activity
Source: RefSeq, a predicted model, not a curated record
GCACAAGAUCGCCUCGCACAACACCGAGUGUGUGUGUUUUGUCGUCUGCUGUCCGUCGAUUAAAGCACGCAGUUGGUUCUAGAGUGAAACGAAGCAUGGCGGCACGAUUGAUAAAGAAAAUUUUGGAUGGCGAAUUUGGAAGCUUGCUGACGAAAUUUUCCGCCCAACUGAAGGACAACUGGGUCAAGAUUUACAUAACCUCCUCCUCUUCUUCUUCUUCUUCCAACUCCUCCUCCUCCUCCUCCUCCACCAACAGCACCGUUUCCAAGGCAGCAGCCACCAAUGCUAAGCGGGCCGAACCGAUCGUUCAAACGGUUGCACCGUUCGGUGCCCGCACGUUUGCGUCCGGCACGCGCAAAGUGACGCUCAUCCCGGGGGAUGGCAUUGGGCCGGAAAUUUCCGCCGCCGUGCAGAAGAUCUUCGCCGUCGCCAACGUGCCGAUCGAAUGGGAAACGGUCGACGUAACGCCGGUGCGGAACCCCGAUGGCAAGUUCGGUAUCCCGCAGGGCGCCAUCGACUCGGUGAACCGCAACAAGGUCGGCCUGAAGGGACCGCUGAUGACGCCGGUCGGCAAGGGGCACCGGUCGCUUAAUCUGGCCCUGCGCAAAGAGUUCAACCUGUACGCGAACGUGCGCCCGUGCCGCAGCCUCGAGGGCUACAAGACGCUGUACGACAACGUGGACGUGGUGACGAUCCGCGAGAACACCGAGGGCGAGUACUCCGGCAUCGAGCACGAGAUCGUGGACGGUGUGGUGCAGAGCAUCAAGCUCAUCACCGAGGAAGCGUCGAACCGCGUGGCCGAGUACGCGUUCAAGUACGCCAAAGACAACAACCGCAAGAAGGUGACGGUGGUGCACAAGGCCAACAUUAUGCGCAUGUCGGACGGGCUGUUCCUGCGCUGCUGCCGCGACAUGGCGCAAAAGUACCCGGAGAUCAAGUUCGAGGAGCGCUACCUCGACACGGUCUGCCUGAACAUGGUGCAGGAUCCGCGCAAGUACGACGUGCUGGUGAUGCCAAACUUGUACGGUGACAUUCUGUCCGACAUGUGCGCCGGUCUGGUCGGUGGGCUCGGCCUCACGCCGUCCGGCAACAUGGGCCUGAACGGUGCGCUGUUCGAAUCGGUGCACGGCACGGCGCCCGACAUCGCGGGCAAGGAUUUGGCCAACCCGACCGCCCUGCUGCUGUCGGCGGUGAUGAUGCUGCGGCACAUGGAGCUGAACCAGCACGCGGACAAGAUCCAGAGCGCCUGCUUCGAGACGAUCAAGGAGGCGAAGUACCUUACCGGCGAUCUCGGCGGCAAGGCCAAGUGCUCCGAGUACACCAAUGCCAUCUGCGAUAGAAUCAAGUAAACCAAAAGCGCGUAUCACCGCCCCGGCGACGCAAGUAGGCUGUGGCUGCGGGGUGAAAAAUUCCUACCAGUCCUAGACGCCUGCCUGAGAUAGAAGAAAACGCGCGCGCGAACCCUUCAAACGCCAUAAAAAAAACAAGACGCGAGCGAGCGAGAAAAAGAGAGAGAGAGAGAGAGCAAGAGGAAGUACUACAAUAGUGGUUGUUUCUAGUGAAUUGCGAAGCAAAGGAUCGUAAGAGUAAUGCAAACACACCCAUGCAGU